AUGGACCAAACACACGCUCGUGCCCUGGAGGCUCUACAGCCCUUCGUCGCCCUAGCUACAUCAAACAGUGCAACAUCACCUCGAUUCGUGGCCAACAUUGUCACAAAUGCCACCUCUGCACCCCAAACAUACGUCUUCGCCGAGCUGCUUGAGACCCCAACGAUCCAGACUCUAGCGGGCCCCAAUACCCCCGCCGAGUAUCAGGGCUACUUCAAGCUGCUCGAGAUCUUUGCAUGGGGUACAUGGCAGGAUUACCAAGAAACCCCCAAUCUCCCAAAACUAAGCGCCGAACAAACCCUCAAACUCCGCCUUCUCUCCCUCCUCACCCUCGCCUCAACCACAAAGCCCCUCACCUAUCAAGCCCUCAUGAAGUCCCUCUCCCUCUCCACAUCCGCCGACCUCGAAUCCCUCGUCACAACCGCCAUCUACGCAAACCUAAUCACCGCCCGUGUCUCCCCAGCAUCAACCCCACCUACCAUAAACGUGACCUCCGUGGCACCGCUCCGCGACGUACCACCCCAAUCCCUGCCUAAAAUGGUCACUCUCCUCACGGAUUGGGAGUCCCGCUGCGGUGAGGUCGUGGCGGAUCUGGAAACCGAAAUCGCCCGGGUCAAGGCGAAUGCCCAGAAACGCUAUGCCAAGGAACAGGCGUACCGGGAGCGGUUGGAGGAUGCGGUGCAGCGGCGACAGGCUGAGACGGCGCGGGAUGGUGGGAAUAGUGAGGAUGGACGUGCCGGUAAGUCCGGGUUUGGGCGGGGAGUUGAUCGUAUGGCUUUUGGAUUGGGGCGCAAUAAGCGGGAAGCUGAUGAUUUUGAUGAGGAUGAUGGCUUUGUGUCUGGUGACAAUGGGGAGUCUUCCUCGCGUAUGGAUAUUGACGAAGGCUCUGGUGUGGGCCGGGGAGGGAGCAGGCAGACGAAGCGAGUUGUCGGACGGAAGACUUAG
Molecule: messenger RNA, 942 nt
Organism: Penicillium brasilianum
Lineage: Eukaryota; Fungi; Ascomycota; Eurotiomycetes; Eurotiales; Aspergillaceae
Source: the annotation of a GenBank genome assembly